Molecule: messenger RNA, 1524 nt
Organism: Lathyrus sativus (Indian pea)
Lineage: Eukaryota; Viridiplantae; Streptophyta; Magnoliopsida; Fabales; Fabaceae
Source: the annotation of a GenBank genome assembly
AUGAAGAUCAAGUAUCUUCUGGUUGUUAUGUGUUUCUGGAUUUGGUUUAUAUCUUUGGCUUUUACUACUUCUGAUGAUGGCUUGAUGAGAGUUACUCUAAAAAGGAGAAACUUGGACUCUGACAGUCUUGAUUCUGCAAGAAUCAAAGAGGCAAUUCAUCUCAGAGAUUUAAAGAGUGUUGAUAAAAAUUAUUCCCAAAAAGAUUUUGUUGUGUAUCUUAAGAAUUACUUUGAUGUACAAUAUUUUGGGGAAAUUGGUAUUGGUUCACCACCACAGUACUUCAAUGUUGUUUUUGACACUGGUAGCUCCAAUCUCUGGGUUCCUUCUUCCAAAUGCAUAUUCUCAAUUGCUUGCUAUUUUCAUUCCAAAUAUAGGUCAAAGAUAUCUAGCACAUAUAAAGAAAUUGGAAUACCUUGUGAGAUUUCUUAUGAUCAAGGAUACAUUUAUGGAUUCUUCAGCCAAGACAAUGUAAAAGUUGGGGAUAUCAUAAUCAAGGAUCAAGAAUUUUCGGAGAUUACAAGGGAAGGAAAUUUUGCACUUUCAGCUCUUCCAUUUGACGGUAUACUUGGUCUUGGAUUUCAGGAUAUUUCAGUCGGAAGAGUCACACCAGUGUGGUAUAAUAUGAUUGAACAAGAACAAGUAUUGGACAAAGUUUUCUCUCUUUGGCUAAAUAAAGAUCCAUCGGCGCAGAUCGGGGGUGAGAUUAUCUUUGGUGGUAUGGACAAGAGACAUUUUAAUGGUGACCACACUUACUUUCCAAUUUCUCAAAAGGGUUAUUGGCAGAUUGAAGUGGGAGAUAUUCUACUUGCAAAUGAUACAACAGGUUUAUGCGAUGGUGGAUGUGCUGCAAUAGUGGACUCAGGAACAUCUUUAAUUGCUGGUCCAACUGGUGUUGUGACUCAAAUUAACCGUGCCAUUGGAACAGAAGGAUAUGUUAGUUUUGAGUGUAAAAACGUUGUCCAUAACUACGGGAAUUUGAUAUGGGAAUCCUUGAUUUCAGGAUUAAAUCCUGAAAUCGUAUGUGUGGACAUUGGACUCUGUUCAAAUAAUGAACUUCAAAGUUCGAACAAUGUUAUCGAAACAGUGGUGCAUAACGAAAGUAGCUAUGGAUCGCAAACUAAGGAGAGCCUCUUUUGUAGUUUUUGCAAUAUGAUUGUCCUUUGGAUUCAAGUUCAGAUUAAGCAAAGCAACGUAAAGGAAAAAGUAUUAAAACACGUGGACGAGCUAUGCGAGAGGCUCCCGAAUCCGGUUGGACAAUCAUUUAUAAACUGCAGCAGUGUCUCAGCUAUGCCACACAUUACAUUCACAAUAGGAAGCAAAUUAUUUCCUCUCUCUCCAGAGCAGUAUAUUCUAAAAGUUGAUGAUGAUAAACAUUGCUCUCCUGUGUGCUAUAGUGGUUUUGUUGCACUAGAUGUUCCUUCCCCACAGGGUCCCCUCUGGGUUUUUGGAGACGUUUUCUUGCAGGCAUAUCACACAGUGUUUGAUUAUGGUAAUCUCCGUAUAGGAUUUGCAGAAUCUGUAUAG